Messenger RNA from Medicago truncatula (barrel medic), 2693 nucleotides. RefSeq lists its product as uncharacterized. Bases 94 to 2289 code for a protein of 731 amino acids. The transcript has 8 exons. The record is from RefSeq and is a predicted model, not a curated record. NCBI's taxonomy places the organism in Eukaryota, Viridiplantae, Streptophyta, Magnoliopsida, Fabales, Fabaceae.
CACCGUCGAAUCGUCGAAUCUCACCAUCGAGCUACACAAUUCAUCCAUCGAGCUUCACUCUUUCUUUCUAAGAGGCAGAGAGCAUCUAUAAGGAUGGAUAAGAGCUGGUUACAUGAGAAGAGAUCUUCAAUAAGGUACUUGUAUGGCUUGCAUAAUUUUCUCGAUUUUGCAUUUCGUACUGUAGCUGAAGGGAAUGAAAUAUUGUGUCCAUGUAAGAACUGUAAGAAUUGUAGUUGGGGUAAUCGAGAGGAUGUGUUUGAGCAUUUGUUUUGUGACGGAUUUGAUGCAAGUUAUAAGAAAUGGAUUUUUCAUGGAGAGGGACUAUCUUCAAGAAAACCCUAUGAUAAAAACCAUGAAAAAUAUAACUUGCACGAUGACUUGGAUGGGCUCUUAGAGGAUACUUUUAUUGAAAAGCAAUUUAGUAACGGUGAGUUUGAUGAUAUCUAUGAUGACGAUAGUGAAGAUCUUGAUGAGGACGCAACUAGGUUUUACAAAUUAGUACAUGAUGCGCAACAAGAAGUAUAUCCUGGUUGUAAAAAUUUCACUAAGUUAUCGAUCAUUGUUCGUUUGUUGCACAUUAAGAAUCUUUAUGGUUGGAGCAACUUGUCAUUUAAUAUGUUGCUACAACUAUUAAUUGAAUUGCUUCUUGAAAACUCUUGUUUACCAUCAACUUUCCAAGAUUGCAAGUAUAUCAUUAAGGACUUAGGUUUUAGUUAUGAGAAAAUUCAUGCUUGUCCUAAUGAUUGUAUCCUAUAUCGGAAGGAAUACGAGAAUGAAGAUACAUGUCCUAAGUGUGGUCUUUCUAGAUACAAAAAACGUGAGGUUCCAAAAUCUAACAGAAAAGUACCUUGCAAGGUAACUUCACCUCCCAUUCCAGCUAAAGUUUUGAGAUAUUUUCCUUUAAAACCAAGAAUCAAGAAGUUGUUUAUGUCUUCAAAAACUGCUCAUUUAAUGAAAUGGCAUCAUGAAGGUCGGACUAAAGAUGGAAAACUAAGGCAUCCAGCAGAUUCUAUUGCCUGGAAAACAUUUGACUCUCUACAUACGAAUUUUGCAUCUGAUCCUCGAAAUGUAAGGCUUGGGUUAGCGAGUGAUGGAUUUAAUCCUUACAAAACUAUGGGCAGCAAAUAUAAUAUUUGGCCGGUAGUUUUAAUGAAUUAUAACUUGGCUCCAUGGGAGUGUAUGAAACAACCUUACUUGAUGCUAUCUUUACUUAUUCCCGGUCCUUCUUCCCCGAAGAGAAAUAUUGAUGUCUAUUUGGAACCUCUAAUUGAUGAGUUAAAAGAGUUAUGGGAGAGAGGGUUUGAAGUUUAUGAUGCUUCUAGCAAACAAUUAUUUGAAGCACACGCGGCAUUACUUUGGACUAUAAGUGACUUGCCUGCGUAUACUAUGGGGCGUCACAAUCUUGAUGUGAUGCAUAUAGAAAAGAAUAUAUGUGAAAUUGUAGUUGGAACGCUAUUGAAUAUAGAGGGAAAAUCAAAGGAGCAUCUCAAAGCUCGCCUUGAUUUGGUGAAGAUGGGAAUAAGAAAAGAAAUUCAUCCUAUAAACAUAGGGCCAAAUAAGAUAUUACUGCCACCUUCACAAUUUACAAUUUCAUCAAAAGAAAAAGAUAUAUUUUGUGGUGUUUUAACUCAGAUACACCAAUGUUACCCGAAAAUAGCAAUUCCGACCCUGUUUAGCAUUCCAAAGACAAAUGAUGUGCAAGCUGAUGCACGUUCUUUUGUUGAGAUCAAAGAAGGAAAAGAAGAAAAUACUCAUAAAAAGCUACGUGAGAAAGAAAUUCAACCUGUGGACAACCUCGCUGAAGUGAAACCGAAGAAACACACACAGAAGCCUAGGGGCCUAUGUCCAAGUGGCUCAAAGCCUGAAGUCCUUGAAGUGCAACAGGAGAAACCACGCAUCAUAGGAAAUAAGCGUAAGGUCUCAUGGGGCUCCAUGUUUGAAGUGUUUGGUGACCAAGAGAAAAUUGCCUCCAGCCCUCAUCUAGCACCAAAAUCAGUUGACCAAGAGGAAGUCGUUGAUCAGUAUAUACAAAAGAGCAAGUCAAAAGAACACCAGGCCAAAAAAAUCAAAGUUGAGAAGGAUCAUGAUAUGCUUGAGAAUCCGCCGAGUUCUUUUUCUCUCUUAUGGGAUAAGUUUGGCAAAAAUUUUAAAGAAGUAGAUCGAAAUUCUGGUGUUAAUAAAAUGGCUAUUAAAGCAUGGAACUCCAUGAGUAAUGAAGAUAAACAACAUUAUUUGGAUAAAGCAGCUAAGCGCAAGGCAAAACAUGAGAAACUUAAGAAAAAAGGCUGACUAGAAUUGAAUUGUUAUUCAUGUGACGCCUUAAGAUUAGUGGCCACUAUGAAGACAUCCUCCACUGAAUCUAUGAUAGCCACCAAAUUCUGCAAUCUUGCAGGCAGAACAUUAUGAAGAUGAUUGCGGAUAAGCAACGGCACAAGACAAAGGAGAUUAAAGAGAAGGCUUGCAUUUCUCAUGUGCAGCUUGAUGACCUUAAAGAGAAGGGGAAAUUGUGUUGGAUGAAAACUUAAUUGUAAUCAUUUUUGUAUGUAAUUCAAAUUGUGUUGUAUAGUUUAAAUUGUGUUGCAUAGUUUAUUUUCGUCAUGCAAGAAUAAGAACAGAGAAGAGGGGAACUUUUAUAGAGUAUGUAAUUCAAACUAGUUAUUAAAACUUGUAUCUAAUAUUGGUUAAUUCAAAUA